This is a messenger RNA of Engraulis encrasicolus (European anchovy), 703 nucleotides long. RefSeq lists its product as uncharacterized. The record is from RefSeq and is a predicted model, not a curated record. Lineage: Eukaryota; Metazoa; Chordata; Actinopteri; Clupeiformes; Engraulidae. The transcript has 6 exons. The coding region runs from base 95 to 703 and encodes 202 amino acids.
AGACAAUACUGACACUACAGAACAAGUGGCCUUAGCAGGAGAUGCACGGUGUGACAGCCCUGGUUUCAGUGCAAAGUAUUCAACAUACUCGUUCAUGAACGAUGCCACACAGGAGAUCGUCCACUUCGAAUUAGUUCAGGUUACAGAAGCUUCCAGCUCAGUUGCCAUGGAGUUGACAGGAUUCCAAAGAGGCCUCGACCAUCUCCAGACCCAGGGCGUGAAUGUGGGUGUUGUCACUACAGACCGAUCUCCGUCAAUCCGAAAAACUAUGAGGGAGACCUACUGCGACAUUCGGCACGAGUUUGAUGUGUGGCACGUGAACAAGAGUGUGAAGAAGAAGCUUGUCAAUGCGGCAAAUAAGAAGGAAAACCAAGAUUUACAGACCUGGCUGAAGUCCAUAAGCAAUCAUUUAUACUGGUCUUGUAGCUCAAGUCACGGAGAUGGUGAGGAAUGUGUACGCCGCUGGAAAUCACUGCUCCAUCACAUUGUUGGCAUACACCGGUGGGAGGAAGAUGGGGAACAACACACCUGUCAUCAUGCCCCUUUGACAGACGAUGAACAGCGCAGGAAAAGGUGGAUGAAGGUGGAUUCCCCAGCAUACAAGUCAUUGAAAAGUAUUGUCCUGGACAAAAAUCUACUACGUGACUUGAAGCAGAUGGCCGUAUUCAAGCACACCGGAGAGUAUGUUAUAACUGGUUCUUGA